This is a messenger RNA of Amphiprion ocellaris (clown anemonefish), 1683 nucleotides long. It is a transcript of the gene trmt5, whose product is annotated as tRNA methyltransferase 5. Gene Ontology annotation, biological process: tRNA N1-guanine methylation; mitochondrial tRNA methylation. Bases 174 to 1472 code for a protein of 432 amino acids. The record is from RefSeq and is a predicted model, not a curated record. Lineage: Eukaryota; Metazoa; Chordata; Actinopteri; Pomacentridae. Gene Ontology annotation, cellular component: cytoplasm; mitochondrial matrix. The transcript has 5 exons.
CACCGAUGACGCAGUUCAAGCAUGCCGGUGGACGGAGGAUGUUGAGGUGAGCUCUCUGAAUACUCCUUACCAGAACCUUAGCAGCUGUACAAACUCACAGGAGCUUGAAACCAGCCGCUGUGCACCGGAGCCUCUGGCCUGAAGCCCGCCUUGGCUUUUCUCUGAAGCCCAUAAUGGAACCUAAGCUGUACCGGCUCCCUCUAGAGGUCCGGGGUAUGACCUCUCUGGACAAAGAGGCCUUCACACAGACCAUCACAGUCCCAGCCCUACGGGUGCCCACUGGGGUCCUAAAUAAAGUCGUAAAGAGUCUGAAAAAGUCGACCAUCCAGCGCCCAGGAGUGCCCAGAGUGGUUCAAGACAAAGAGGAGAGCAGUGAUUUUCGUUUAGUCCUCUUGGACCCUCACAGUGUGUCCUCAUUAAGCUCCUUUAGUGAAGCCGAAGCUGAAGCUCUGAGGUCGUUUGGUGUUGCUGAGGAGCUGCACUACUAUGAGCUGAGGCUGACCUACGACAACCUGAAGAGUGAAGAAGUGCUGGAAGCUGUGCUGCCUCAAGGACAAGACGUGACCUCUGCGUUCAGCCGGGUGGGACACAUCGCUCACAUGAACCUGAGAGACCACCAGCUGCCGUACAAGAACCUCAUAGGUCAGGUGAUCAUGGACAAAAAUCCUGGCGUCACCUGUGUGGUCAAUAAGAUGAACAUAAUUGACUCUACUUACCGCAACUUCAAGAUGGAGGUGCUGGCUGGAGAGGAGAACAUGGUCGCCAAAGUAAAAGAAAACGGGAUGACAUAUGAGUUUGAUUUUUCUCGUGUAUACUGGAACCCUCGGCUGAGCACCGAGCACCAGCGAGUGGUGCAGCUCAUCAAACGUGGUGACACUGUCUUUGAUGUGUUUGCUGGUGUGGGACCCUUUGCCAUCCCAGCUGCCCGCUUGGGUGCCAGCGUGUUAGCCAACGAUCUCAACCCAGAGUCCUAUCAGUGGCUGCAGCACAACUGCAAGCUUAACAAGGUGGAGAGCAAAGUCAGAAGCUUCAAUCUGGACGGCAGAGCGUUCAUCCAGGGACCUCUGAAGCAGGAGCUGCCUGCACUGCUGAAGGGAAAAGCCAGUGUUCAUGUGGUGAUGAACCUGCCUGCUUUGGCUCUGGAGUUCCUGGAUGCAUUCAGAGGCCUCCUGCACCAGGAGCCUCCCACUGACGAAAACCUACCAACAGUUCACUGCUACGGCUUCUCUAAAGACAAUGACCCUGACACUGAUGUGGUGAAGAGGGCUUCUUGCAGCCUCGGAUUCCCUCUGGAGGACAGAUGCUCGGUACAUUUUGUGCGUAAUGUGGCACCCAACAAAGAUAUGAUGUGUGUAAGAUUCACGCUCCCUAAGGAGGUCCUCUACUGCCGCGAUGAUGAACACACAGAACCAUCCAAGGAACCGGCCCCAAAGAGACAGAAGUGUGAAGAAACCACACAUUCAUCAUCAUAAUCAUUUUGACCUGGCACUAUGAGGCGUGCAAGGAAACAUUUGAGUUAUUUUUUUAAUUGACAAAUGCUCUUAUUACAUCGUCAUAAGAAGUCAUGACUCAGCUUCAGCUCAGUAAAUUAAUUUCUUGUGUUUGUACCAAAACCUGUUAUCAUUGUUAUUAUUCUUAAAUGCUGAGUUGGUUCAUUUUUAAAUAAAUCUGUAAAAUGAUGGA